Exophiala viscosa is the source of this 1869-nucleotide messenger RNA. Its product is annotated as glutaryl-CoA dehydrogenase. Lineage: Eukaryota; Fungi; Ascomycota; Eurotiomycetes; Chaetothyriales; Herpotrichiellaceae. The coding region runs from base 427 to 1707 and encodes 426 amino acids. Gene Ontology annotation, biological process: fatty-acyl-CoA biosynthetic process; fatty acid beta-oxidation using acyl-CoA dehydrogenase. Gene Ontology annotation, cellular component: mitochondrial inner membrane. The record is from RefSeq and is a predicted model, not a curated record. The transcript has a single exon. Gene Ontology annotation, molecular function: flavin adenine dinucleotide binding; glutaryl-CoA dehydrogenase activity; fatty-acyl-CoA binding.
GCACGCCGCUUGAUCAAUCGACCGUUUUGCACAUUACUUUACGGCAACCACGCCUACCACAAGUGGUGUGAACUACCUUAGAAAGAGGCAGCAACCUCAAUCUGCAUGCUUGUACAACGGUAUCUGGACGACGUCCGCAGAUUCAGGCGAUCGAUGGUAUGGGUCUUUUUCAUAGUCGUGGAUACCUGAUUGUCCUCGCACGCCAUUAAGAAGGUACAGGCGAAAGGCCAUUAAGAAGGUACAGGCGAAAGGCCAUUAAGAAGGUACAGGCGAAAGGCCAUUGAGAUGCCUCGGCUUGUACUGACCGAUGGGCGACUAUUACUGCAAGGCGUGUCCCCGCAUUGUCUUCCCUUGUAAUAUAUUCAAUACUUUGCUCGCUUGACCUUUUUACCAUCACUGACCUCUUGUCAUUAGCUGAUUUUGACCAUGGCAGCUCGCUCAUUGUAUCGUCAAGUUGCGCGGGCGCGCUUGACCCCGUCAAAGACAGUUCCUUGUCGUAGACAUGCCUCGACCCCAGCAGCUUUCCAAUGGGAAGAUCCUCUAAAUCUCAACAACUUCUUGACCGAAGAGGAACAAGCCAUCCAAGAAACAGCACGCUCGUAUUGCCAGGAGCGCUUACAGCCCAGAGUGCUGGAGGCAUAUCGAAAAGAAGAUUAUGACAAGAAGAUCCUCCAAGAGAUGGGAGAGCUGGGACUACUGGGUGCCACAAUUAAAGGUUAUGGAUGUGCCGGCGUGAGCAGCGUUGCUUCUGGUCUCAUAACGAGAGAGGUAGAAAGAGUAGACUCUGGAUACCGGUCAGGAAUGUCUGUCCAAUCGUCCCUUGUCAUGGGUCCUAUCGAAGAGUUCGGGACACAAGAGCAAAAAGACAAAUACCUGGAAAAGCUUGGGAAUGGCCAGCUAAUAGGCUGCUUUGGACUGACCGAGCCCAACCAUGGUUCGGAUCCAGGCUCAAUGGAAACAACUGCGAAACCUCACCCGUCAAAGGAGGGCUACUACUCGCUGUCUGGUGCAAAGACCUGGAUAACAAACUCCCCAAUUGCGGACGUCCUGGUCAUCUGGGCCAAACUUCAAGAGACCGGCAAGAUCAGAGGCUUUGUGAUCGAGAGAGAGAAAUGUCCACCUGGGACAUUGGAGACGCCCCCACUGAAGGAGAAGAACGGUCUGCGAGCUUCCAUCACAGGCAUGAUCCAACUUGAUGAGUGUCCUGUGCCGAAGGAGAAUAUGUUUCCGGAGGUUGAAGGUCUUCGAGGCCCCUUCUCCUGCCUCAACUCUGCGAGGUUCGGCAUUGCUUGGGGCACGAUUGGAGCGCUCGAGGACUGUCUCGAUCGAGCAAGGACGUACGCCUUGGAACGCAAACAAUUCAAGAACAAUCCAAUCGCAAAAUACCAGCUUGUACAGAAAAAGUUGGCCGACGCAGCCACGGAUGUAGCAUACGGUUUAGCCGCCGCUUAUAUGGUUGGCAGGCUGAAGGAUGAGGGAAAAGCUGCGCCAGAAAUGAUUUCGAUGAUCAAGAGACAGAAUUGUGAUCGUGCCCUGGUCAACGCUCGCCAUCUUCAGGAAAUCUUCGGUGGAAACGCUGUCAGCGAUGAAUACCACAUUGGCCGACACGUGUCCAAUCUUUUCGUCACUCAAACAUACGAGGGACAAAGUGACAUUCAUGCGCUGAUCCUAGGCAGAGCGAUCACCGGUCUACAAGCAUUUGUAUAGGCAGCAAUCUCGUCCCAGGAUGCGACGCGGUUGGUUGGUGUGUCACGUCCAAAUUAACGUGGCACUUCGAGGAUGCUGCUCUAUCGGAAAAAAGUCUAUCUGCUUGCGAAGGAAACUGGUGCCUCAACAGCGUAUGAGGGUCAUGUAAUGUCAUAUAGUCGC